AUUAUUCUUUAGACUCCAUUCCCCAGCAAGCUCAGCGUGUAGCGUGCGCUAUGGAGCCUCAUGUCGCAGAACUGAAGCAGAAGAUUGAGGACACGUUGUGUCCUUUUGGCUUCGAGGUUUACCCCUUCCAGGUGGCAUGGUACAAUGAACUCCUGCCUCCAGCCUUCCACCUGCCCCUGCCAGGACCUACACUGGCCUUCUUGGUACUCAGCACACCGGCCAUGUUUGACCAGGCCCUCAAGCCCUUCUUGCAGAGCCACCACCUCCAAUCACUAACUGACCCUGUGGAUCAGUGUGUGGCCUACCACCUGAGACGUGUUAGACAGAGCCUCCCAGAGCUGCAGAUGGAAGUCAUUGCUGACUACGAGGUAUACCCCAACCGGCGCCCUAAGAUUCUGGCCCAGACAGCAGCCCAUGUGGCAGGAGCUGCUUAUUACUACCAACGCCAAGAUGUGGAAGCUGACCCGUGGGGAACUCAGCAUAUAGCAGGUGUGUGCAUACACCCCCGAUUUGGGGGCUGGUUUGCCAUCCGUGGUGUCGUGUUGCUGCCAGGGACAGAGACUCCAGAUCUGCCACGGAAAAAGCCCCCAGACUGUGUACCUUCUAGAGCUGCCCGAAUUACCCUGCUUGAAGGCUUCAAUUUCCAUUGGCGUGACUGGACUUACCGGGAUGCUGUGACACCCCAAGAGCGUUACUCAGAAGAACAAAAAACCUAUUUUUCCACCCCACCUGCCCAACGCUUAGCCCUACUAGGUUUGGCCCAGACCAAAGAGGAGCCUAGCCCUAUAUUCCCCGAGUUUCCCUUUACAACACUCACAAAGAAGCCCCAGAUUCCCAGCAGUGCACGGAGCUGGCUCAGCCCCAGCAUCUCGCCACCUGUAUCCCCUGGCCCUUGAUACCUUCCCUAUUCUGUGGAAUCCCAUUUAUAGUGGUACUUGCUAGGACUUGUGGCAAAAAUAAGAUUUUAUUUUGGGUACAAGAUGACCAUUUCUUGGUCCAGAUUUAUUAAGAAUAAGGAAGAUUUGGUUAAGGCAAAUCUGCACUUAACAUUGGGUAUGGGAUUCUUGCCCCAUUUCUAUGGUGUGUGUCAAGGAAGUCAUCCCCAAAUAGUACCCUCAUAGGGUUGUGGGGAUUAAAUAAAUGUCUGGCAUAUAAUAAAUAGUAUGUUGAUAUUUAUUGAAGGCACUAGGAAUCCUGUUCACAGAUCCAGUCAGUUCUGAAGGGGUGGCACUUAGAUAGGAUUCUCAAUAAUGAAUCUGCCCUAACCUGAAGAGCCUAGAAGAAACCUAACUUCUGGCUGAGUUUCCCUUAGGGCAAUUGUAUAGUGAGGGUCAAAAAUGACUAUCCUAGGGCUGGGGAUGUGGCUCAAGAGGUAAUGCUCGCCUGGCAUGUAUGCGGCCCGGGUUUGAUCCUCAGCACCACAUACAAACAAAGAUGUUGUGUCCCUAGUACCUCCCCAAAAUAAUAAUUACUGCCCUAUAUCAUGGCUAGAAACCAGGGAAGGUAAAGUGAUCACUAUUUGUUAUUUAAGCCCUACCCAAGGCCACCAGCCAUGUGUUUUGUUUUCCUCUCCCCCUUUGACUUCCAAAAGGACCUAGGCCUACAAUGCAGGUAAACAGGCAUUUUUAGAGGCCAAACUUCCGAUUCUCUGACAGCCCUCUCUAUAAAUUGGGAACAUAACCUUCAACCCAACAUACUUCAUAAAUCACAGUACCCUGGGCAAAUACCAUCACAGAGCCCGUUGUUCUCCCCCAGAUGUAUUAAAACAAAAUGUACACUUGGUUCAAU
Ictidomys tridecemlineatus (thirteen-lined ground squirrel) is the source of this 1788-nucleotide messenger RNA. RefSeq names its product metabolism of cobalamin associated C (gene Mmachc). NCBI's taxonomy places the organism in Eukaryota, Metazoa, Chordata, Mammalia, Rodentia, Sciuridae. Gene Ontology annotation, molecular function: cyanocobalamin reductase (cyanide-eliminating) (NADP+) activity; demethylase activity; FAD binding. Gene Ontology annotation, biological process: cobalamin metabolic process. The record is from RefSeq and is a predicted model, not a curated record. Gene Ontology annotation, cellular component: cytoplasm.